UUGAAGUUGAAGGAGAGAAAUAAUAAUAAUAAUAAUAAAUUAUUUAGUGUGUCUGUCUGGGUAAUGUAGGGGAACUGAGGGGGCAAGCCGUCAACAUUUUGGGUCUCCUCUUUAUCUCUUUGUCGGCCCCUUUUGCCGGAAUUUCUCGCCGGAGUUUUACACUUUUCCUUUUCUUUACACUUUCAGCUGAUCUGACUGAUUAAUUCAAAUCUUUUCACUUUUUAGUUACUUAUUAUUAUUGAAAAGCGAAAAGGUUUAAUACACAUGUCUAACUGAACCAAACCAAUACUCUAUUACUACUACUAGUAACUAACUAUGAAAGCGCCACCGGCCAGCGGGGGUGUCGGAGUAGCCACGGCGGCCGUUGCAAUUCCGGUUACAGCUCCCAAUCCAACUGCUUCUGAAGGUGUCAAUGUAGAGAAGAAGAGCAUCAAUCAAGAACUAUGGCAAGCGUGUGCCGGUCCGCUUGUCUGUUUGCCGGCCGCCGGAACUCAUGUCAUCUAUUUUCCUCAAGGUCAUAGUGAACAGGUUGCAGCAUCAAUGAAGAAGGAUGUAGAUUCUCAAAUCCCAAAUUAUCCUAAUCUUCCAUCAAAGUUAUUAUGUCUCCUUCACAAUGUGACAUUACAUGCGGACCCUGAAACAGAUGAAGUAUAUGCUCAGAUGACCCUCCAACCUGUUCCUUCUUUUGACAAAGAUGCUAUAUUGAGAUCAGAUCUUACAUUGAGGUCAACUAAACAACAGCCAGAAUUCUUUUGUAAAACUUUAACAGCAAGUGACACAAGCACUCAUGGAGGCUUUUCUGUGCCUCGACGUGCAGCUGAGAAGAUUUUCCCCACUCUUGAUUUCUCCAUGCAACCGCCUGCUCAAGAAAUUGUAGCUAGGGAUUUGCAUGAUAAUGUCUGGAAUUUCCGUCAUAUCUAUCGUGGACAACCCAAGCGUCAUUUGCUUACAACAGGGUGGAGCCUAUUUGUCAGUGGAAAGAGGCUAUUUGCGGGUGACUCUGUUUUAUUUAUUAGAGAUGAAAAGCAACAGCUUCUCUUGGGCAUCAGGCACGCCAAUAGGCAGCCUGCUAAUUUAUCAUCAUCAGUGUUGUCAAGUGAUAGUAUGCAUAUUGGAAUUCUAGCUGCGGCAGCACAUGCAGCAGCAAAUAAUAGCCCUUUCACUGUGUUCUAUAACCCAAGGGCUAGUCCGUCAGAAUUUGUUAUCCCUCUGGCGAAGUAUUACAAGGCCGUGUGCAGCAAUCAGAUAUCACUUGGCAUGCGCUUUCGAAUGAUGUUUGAAACUGAAGAAUCGGGAACAAGAAGGUACAUGGGUACAAUUACAGGCAUAAGUGAUCUUGAUCCUUUAAGGUGGAAGAACUCUCAAUGGAGAAAUCUGCAGGUUGGAUGGGAUGAAUCAACUGCUGGAGAAAGACGCAAUCGAGUCUCAAUCUGGGAUAUUGAACCAGUAACAGCUCCAUUUUUCAUAUGUCCUCCUCCAUUCUUUAGAUCCAAGCGUCCGCGGCAGCCUGGAAUUCCAGAUGAUGACUCGUCUGAUUUAGAUAACUUAUUUAGAAAGACUAUGCCGUGGCUUGGUGAUGAUUACAUGAAGGAUCCUCAGUCUCUCCCUGGCCUGAGCUUAGUCCAGUGGAUGAACAUGCAACAAAACCCUUCCCUUGCUAACUCAAUGCAGCCCAAUUACAUGCAGUCCCUGUCAGGAUCUGCUCUGCAGAACUUAGCUGGGGCUGAUCUUUCCCGUCAAAUAGGAGUUUCAGCUCCCCAAUUACCUCAGCCAAACAAUUUGCAAUUUAGUGCCCAGCAUCUGGCUCAGCAAGCGCAGCUACUUGAUCAGCUUCCGAAAAUGCCAUUGUCAAUGAACCCACUAGGUUCCGUCAUACAGUCCCAACAACAAUUGAGUGAUAUCUAUCAACAAUCAACACAAAAUUCGGUAACACCAACUAUACAGUCAAGUCAAGUUCAAGCUCACGUUCUGCAGCCUCAGACUCUAGUCCAAAAUACUAAUACAAUUCAGCAACAAUCAUCUCUUCCAAGCCAGCAUCUUUCUAGAAACCUCUCUCAGAACCUGCAGCAGCAUCAGAAUCAACAGCAGCAUAUUUUCAGUCAGAACCAACAGCCAAGUGUAAUGCAUACCCAGGUGCAUGAUCAAGUAAACCAACAUUUGCAAAUGUCCAACAAUCAGAUUCAGCACCAACUGUUGCAGAAGCUUCAGCAGCAACAGAAAUCACUUCUAGCUCAGCAGUCACUACAACAAUCUGGUCAAUUUAUGCAGCUUCAGGAUCCACAAAGGCAACUGUUAGAGGCAUCUCCAAGCUUCUCAAGGACUCCUCCAAAUCAAAUGCCAGAAAUGCCUCAAACAACACCAAGCUCACUUCCUCAAUCGAAUAUUAUUCAUCAUCAGAUGACAAAGAAUAGUGGCCAGGCUAGUGCUUGCUGCUCUCAUUUGCCUCAGCAGCCUAGCAUAAUAUCUGAAAUGGCUGGACAUGUGGGACUUUCUCCAAGCCCAGCUGUUAAUCAUCUCGCUGCACUUGGUAGUAGUAGUGUAUUAAAUGUAGCUGCAGGAGUAGGCUUAUCUGGGAUUACUGAGGAGGUUCCAUGUUGUUCAACUUCACCUUCCACAAACAGUUUUAGUAAUGUGGCUAAACAAAUGAUUAGUAGGGCAAAUCAAAACACCAUAAGGGAAGACAUGAAUCAGUCUGCUACAGCACUCUUAAGUCAUAGUACCUUAGCACCGAUCUCAUGUCAUGCUAACUUGGUUAAAGGGGUGCAACAGAAAUGUGAUGUCAAGCCCUCAUUGAAUAUUGCUAAGAAUCAAAACCAAGGACUCUUUACCCCACAAUCAUAUUUAAAUAGUGGUGCUGCUCAGACAGAUUAUGUGGACACUUCUUCUUCUACAACUUCAGUUUGUGUUUCUCAAAAUAAUAACUCGUCAUCCUAUAAUCAGCAAUCAAUGCUCGUGAGAGACACUAGCCAGGGUGGGGAACUCCCAUUAGAUCCCACAAACAAUGUUCCAUAUGGAACUAAUGCUGGUGGCCAACUAGGGGCGUCUUUGAAUUCUGAUCAUGGGUUGACAAAAGGCAUUAUAGGUUUGGGCAAGGAUUUUUCAAAUGAUAUCCCCUCGGGGGUUAUGCUUUCUAACUGUGAAAACUUAAAAGAUGAUCAGAACGAGCUUUCAUCUUCAAUUAUUUCACAGCCAUUUGGUGUUCCUGAUGUAGCAUUCAAUUCAAUUGACUCAACAAUCAACGAUAGCAGCUUCAUGAACAGAAGUGCUUGGGGUGCUCCUCCUCAGUUACAGCGUAUGAGGACAUAUACAAAGGUGUACAAACGUGGAGCAGUUGGACGGUCAAUUGACAUAACACGUUAUUCUGGAUAUGAUGAGCUUAAGCAAGAUUUGGCUCGGAGGUUCGGUAUAGAGGGACAGUUGGAAGACCGACAUAGAAUAGGCUGGAAACUUGUUUACGUGGAUCAUGAAAAUGACGUUCUUUUAGUGGGCGAUGACCCUUGGGAAGAAUUUGUGAACUGUGUCCGCUGUAUCAAGAUCUUGUCCCCUCAAGAAGUCCAACAAAUGAGCUUAGAUGGAGAUUUCGGGAACUCUAUGCUUCCGAGACAGGCUUGUAGCAGCUCCGAUAAUGGCAAUGCAUGAAGUAUUUGAUGAAAAUGCUAACAAUUUCUUCCAAACCGUAUAGUAUUUUUUUUCUGAUCAUGUUCAUAGCUUUCUGUAUGGUGUGUACACUUCCUUCUUGUCUGGGUUUGUAGCCAUUUGCUAGUUUGCAGAAGGGGCAGCCAAUCGAAGAAUUUUCUUUUGGAAACCUUACAAUUACUGAAGUAGCAAGUAAAUCUGUCAGGUGGUUAUCUGACUCGACACAGAUCUGAACGAUAACAAAUGUUGAGAGCAGAAAUGGAAGAUUUUGUUGACACCUAGUUGGUUUGGGGCACUUUGUGGUGGAAACCUUCAUUUUUUCGUCGAGCGGCUGUGUCGAAAACCCAGUUUGGUUUCUCAAGCUAUUUAUGUGUUGAUAGCUGUUGGCAGAGUUAUUCAGUAAGCUUUCUUGUUUAUAGGAAUUGGAGAUGGUGAAUUGGGAACACUUGAGAUUGUUAUGGCCUAGUUUUGAGUAUGUAGAAUAUGUAGAAUUAUACAUUGUGGUCCCUUGUAGAGGUAGGAGGUAACAUAUUUGUAUUUGUUAUAAUUGUAUAAAUCUAAUUAUUACAAUUGCAGAUUUUA
Molecule: messenger RNA, 4218 nt
Organism: Mercurialis annua (annual mercury)
Lineage: Eukaryota; Viridiplantae; Streptophyta; Magnoliopsida; Malpighiales; Euphorbiaceae
Product: auxin response factor 19-like
Exons: 14
Coding region: 316-3639 (1107 amino acids)
Biological process (GO): response to hormone; regulation of DNA-templated transcription
Cellular component (GO): nucleus
Molecular function (GO): protein binding; DNA binding
Source: RefSeq, a predicted model, not a curated record